This is a messenger RNA of Punica granatum (pomegranate), 1913 nucleotides long. NCBI's taxonomy places the organism in Eukaryota, Viridiplantae, Streptophyta, Magnoliopsida, Myrtales, Lythraceae. The record is from RefSeq and is a predicted model, not a curated record.
GUAUUGAGCGCAACCAAUAAUUUCAAUGCUAAAACAGUUCGCACUAAUUCUUCACAUAUAUAUAAAAUAUAAAGAUAUAUAGUAUUAUACUUCCAUGCACAUUUUUCCUGAUUUUUCUACACGUCCCACUUGCAGAUCGUAGAAGCUCAUUUUGAUUUAUGCCCUUUCCUUUCACCUCUUGACCGUCGUCGUCGUCUUCUUCUUCUUCUUCUUCUUUUAAACGAUUAUUGUAGUUCAUAAUACAGCAUAAUUAUAAUCGUAUGCAUUCCAUGAGGAAAAUGAUAAACCAUCAACUCCGGCUCUCAUGGCCCUUUAAUUCUCACUUGUUCUACCUCAUCUUGCUCUACCUCUAAAAGACAUCCGAUUAGCUAGUCAAUAAGGUCAGCAGCCAUAAGUGUCCCUUUUCUUUUUCUCGAUCUCUCUCCAACAUACACCGGUUCUCUCCAUGGGAGGAAUCAUCUCCGUGUUCUUUUCUGCAAGUACUGAUGAGAGUACUAAAGGGUCAUCAGACUCGGUUCCGGAGCCUGGCCUUGGAGACUUGCCGGAUAGUUGCAUCACGAUGAUCCUCGCGGAGUUGGAUCCGCCAGAGAUCUGUAAGUUGGCCGGGCUGAACAGGGCAUUUCGAAUUGCCUCAUUGGCCGAUAAUUUGUGGAAGUCAAAGCUGCCCUCGAAUUAUGAGUUUCUCAUGGAGAGAGUUCUUGGCGAACCAGUCGGAUAUUUAACCAAGAAAGAGAUUUACGCAAGACUCUGUCGGCCGAAUGCCUUCGAUGGCGGUACAAAGGAAGUUUGGCUUGAUAAAGUUUCUGCUAAAAUGUAUCUAUCAAUUUCUUCCAAGGCAUUGAAAAUAACGGGAAUGGAUGAUCGAAGAUAUUGGAAUCAUAUUCCAACAGGAGAGUCCAGGUUCAACACAGUGGCAUAUCUCCAGCAGAUCUGGUGGGUCGAAUUGGUGGGUGAAAUAGAGUUCGAAUUCCUCCUGCCCGGAAAGUACAGCCUCUUCUUCAGGCUACAACUAGGCAAGACCCUAAAGCGAUUUGGACGUCGGGUCUGUGAUCUUGGUAGAGUUCACGGCUGGGACAUCAAGCCCGUCCGGUUCCAGCUGUCGACAUCGGGCUGCCAGGAAGCCACGUCUGAGUGCUACUUGCAUGACCCUGGCAACUGGGUCCACUACCACGCCGGUGAUUUCAUAGUGGAAAACACACACAUGCCCUCGAGAGUCAAGUUCUCCAUGGUACAGAUAGACUGCACACACACCAAAGGAGGUCUGAGCGUGGAUUCCGUGUUAAUAUGCCCGAGCAAGCGAAUCGAGUCGAGAAGCAGCCAAAUUACAUGAGUUUCCGUUUUCGGUUUAGACUAACAUUUGGUAAUUGGUAUCACACCAGCAGCAUAGCCACUAGUAUAUAGUACCGUUGGUGUAGUCGUAGACAUGCGCAAUACUGAUUUAUUACUUUGGGAGUUUCCUUUUGAUGGAAUUUUUUGACCAUUCAAGAUUCACAUGCAUGCAUCCAUUCCAUGUAUAAAAAAAGCAGAGGCAAAAUCCGACAGCAAGCUAACAUAAACGGUCACCGAAUGGAACAUCGAACUAACCAACCACCAAAAGUCCAGCAAUCUCCAGCACAUGGUGUACUAAAUCAUCAUAUAAAAUCCAUGAUAAUGAAAAGUAGAACAAUCUCCGGCACAUGGGAGUACUAGAUCUUCAUCAUACAGAAGCCAUGAGAAUGAAAUCGAAGCUGUUCUUCCUCAACAAGUAGCUUAUGCAAUAGAUUACACUUGCACUGACUUAUAACGACGACAUAGACGAAGCCCCGCCAAAGAAGAUUUUCCCUAAAUAUUCUAAAAUUGCUUGCAAGUGUUGCAACACCAGUUUGUGAAGCCACAACCACAAUUAGAAACGAGUUAAAAACAAAAAAAAAAAA